UCGUGUGUGGAACGCUUUUAAUGGCGCAGCUCAAGUUGUUAGGACCCAUUGUUAAAAUAUUGGUCAAGCGCUCUGGAAUCGGAGCACCCAGUGUUUGGCAUGCAGUGAUCGUGACCUUCUUGCACUACUUUGCCUGGGGCCUUCUCACCGUUCCCUUCAUGGAAAAACUUUCGAAAUCCUUUGGAAAUGGCGUGCUCCUUGUAGACGGUUUGGUUUACGGAGUCCGAGGAAUAGUUGCCUUUGUGAGCACGCCUGUCAUGGGCGCCAUAUCCGAUUUCCGUGGUCGCAAAGUGGUGAUGCUCUUAGCGGUAGUGACUACUUACUCCCCGAUUCCUUUCAUGAUGUCAAACAGCUGGUGGUUCUUCGCCUUACUCUCCGUGAGUUCCAUCUUUGGCAGCACUUACUCCGCAUCUUUGGCCUAUGUGGCAGAUGUCACCAGUCUGGAGGACCGAUCGAAGGGAUAUGGCAUCGUGGCAUCCAGUUUUGGUGCCGGCAUAGCAUUCUCCCCACUGUUGGGUAACUUUCUGAUGCAUUCCUUUGGACCCGCACCAGUUAUUCUGAUUGCAUCCAUUACUGGCUUGCUUAAUAUUUUGUUUAUUAUUUUUGGAGUGCCAGAGAGUUUGGUUUUCAAAGAAAUGAGCCUUGUGUUAGAGGAGACUUACGAUAACCAAAUGCUUAUUAGGGAAAAUUGGUGCCAGAGAAUGGAAGAUCGGGAGGAGGAGGACUUAAACAUAGAGCAAAGAACAAUCAUUAAUUUCAAAGAAACGGAAACCAUGUUGAAAGAAAAAGGAAAUUAUCAUAUCGUAAACCCAAAAGUAAAGGAGAGAUUAGAUAACGGUAUAUCUAAAAACAAACUGGAGAAACCCAUCCUUGAUCUGCAGGAUAUUUCUGAAGAAGAGCCGACCCUUAAAAAAGUUAACACUAAACAUAUCCAAAACUUAAACAAUAACGGGACAACCUUAUGGUAUAAGAAUGAACUUAUACCAGAGGUGGCUGAAAAGGAAACUAAACUCACAAAAAAAGGGGAAAACGAUAACGGUAACAGCAGAUCUCAUCUCUGGGCAGUAUUACGCGAAAGUCGAAAAGAUAAAAACAUGUUAGUGGUAUUUCUCAUAUCAUUCCUAACAUGUUGGCCCUUCGCGGGCGUCGAUUCCACUGCUCCGCUCUACCUUAAAACCAAUAUGGGAUUCGAGUACGAAGAGGUGUCCUUGAUGCUGGGACUGCUAUCUGUGCUAGGCAUCACCUCGAACCUCCUGUUGGGGUAUCUUGUGAGCCUAGUGGGUCCCAAGUGGUCGAUCCAAUUCGGCUUAAUUUGCCUGCUGUCGCAGCUGCUGUUGCUCGGAUAUGGAACCCAACAUUGGAUGUUCUGGCUAGCCAGCAUAAUGGCUGCCUUGGCCACCAUUAUCCCAGCUGCUAACAAUUCACUGGCUUCGAUUUACGCCAGUCCUAAGAAUCAGGGUGCUGUACUUGGCAUUAUCUCUGGGAUAGAGUGUUUAAGCGAGGGAUUGGGACCCGCCAUGUUUGGACUAAUAUUCUACUUUUUUCAGGAUGAUUUAAAGAUUGCUCAAAAAGUAAAGUCACCGAUUCCCCUGCCCUUUAUCGUAGGUGCCAUUAUGGUCUUUGUGGCAAUCAUCUUGACCAGUUUAAUACAAAAUGAGACUUGUGAAAAGAGACAAAAGCUCUACAAGGUGGCGAAAGAUGAAAAUGAACUGGAACCACUGACGAAAACAAUAAACAAAGUUGGAAAGGAAAAUGCUGGUUAUACGAAAUUAGUGUUUUAUGACUACGAUUCGGAAUGUAAUGGUUUAAAAUAAAAAUAAAAUGCUUAAAGAUA
Messenger RNA from Drosophila rhopaloa, 1834 nucleotides. Its product is annotated as hippocampus abundant transcript 1 protein. NCBI's taxonomy places the organism in Eukaryota, Metazoa, Arthropoda, Insecta, Diptera, Drosophilidae. The transcript has a single exon. Gene Ontology annotation, biological process: transmembrane transport. The coding region runs from base 21 to 1814 and encodes 597 amino acids. Gene Ontology annotation, molecular function: transmembrane transporter activity. The record is from RefSeq and is a predicted model, not a curated record.